AUGGGCCAAGUCCUCCCCACCCAUCGAUUGGCCCAUUCGCCUCACGGUGGCCUCGCCCAGCCUGCUGUCACGCAGGCGAUCCGUCUGCUGUCGAAAGGACCCUUCCCCGUCGACCCGCAUCAACAACCCCGCUCCGAACGUCAGCACUGGAGUCUGCAGAACGUCUGCGUGGACCCCUUCUCCGACGUGCCGACCGCCUUUACAACCGACGGAGAGGACUCCCAUCUCGCCCCGUCGGCAUACGCCUGCAACUCCUACGCCUGGAUGCAUAUCUUCCCGGAGGGGAAGAUCCACCAGGCGCCCAAUAAGACCAUGCGCUAUUUCAAGUGGGGCGUGGCACGCCUGAUCCUCGAGGCAAGCGAGUGCCCGGAUGUCGUGCCGAUCUGGCUGGAAGGCUUCGAUCAGGUCAUGCACGAGAGCCGCGAGUUCCCCCGCUUCCUCCCGCGACCGGGCAAGGAGGUGAGUGUGACUUUCGGGAAGAAGGUGGACUCGGAAGCGGUUUUUGGCGACAUGAGGAGGCGGUGGCAGGAGAUUAAGGCCAAGGCAGAAUUAACGGCCCCCGACACUCGAGAUUUGCCGCUGGGAGUCCUGAAUGACGAGCUCUUGUACGGACGAGAGGCAGUUGAGCUCCGGAAGGAAGUCACGAAGAAGGUCCGGGAGCUGGUGCUGGAGGUGCGACGGUCUCGUGGGUUGCCUGAUGAGGAUCCCAAGGAAGGCCUGGUCGAGACGUGGAUCCGAGAAGGCCCGAAGCGAGAGGGCAAGAUGGAGGACGAUUCCUGGUACUACCUAGACGGACCCGCGGGGUUUCCCCCAACUUGCUCCAACCACCUGCAUCCCACCACACUCCAUCAUUAUCGCCGCCGAUUCUCGAUGCCCAAGAAGCAUCAGAAACCCCGUUUUACCAAACCAGCCACCACUGCACACCAUACGCUCGCCUCCAGCUCGCGACGGGACCAACAUGAUCCUUUUCGCUCGCCCGCUGCGGCCGCGAGCCCCGCGCAGCCGUCCGUCAACGACUUAAUCACUCAUCUCCGUCGUACCCAGGUAUCGCAGUCGGCUGCGGAUAACCAGAGAAGCCCGUCGAGCGUUCUACCCCGGCGUUCCGUGCACCCAUCGCUGCGCAAUGUCCUAGAGUUACCCGAGACACCGCCUCCGCGUCCGCGUCCCGGCAGUCGCCGGGUUGGAGUCAGAGGACGAAGGCGGUUUGCGGGGCCCCCGCCGCCUGAAAGUUGGCUGUUGGGGAACACAGAGAAUGAGGAGUAUGAGGAGUGUGAAUCGGAUACGGAUGCGCAGAGCGAGAGGGUAAUCUACCGUGUGGACCGUCUGCCUGGGACGACGUUCCCGGGGAGAGAUACUCUGUUACAUACGGCGCUGAAGUCGAUGGCGUCGCAUUGGCUGUGGCAUGUUGAAUAUGACGGACAAUUUCUGGGAACCCUGCCCACUCGUGUACGGGAGCUGUUGCUCAGCUAUAUAGCUGUCCAUGCAAGAGACCUGCCCCUCGCCAAGUUAAAACAGGGUCUACGGCCGCUGUUCAAUCGAAGUCGGGAGGAUGAGCUCGCCGAAGACUGGUCCACUGCACCUCAGAAUGCCGAUUCUGAUGUUUCCCGUUUGGACCUGAGCUGUGCGAUAGGCCGCUGGAUGAGUUUCAAACAACUGACAGCGGACCUCUUCGUUUCUAUGCACCAGGCGAGCGUGCGACAAGAGGGUAGCGAAAAGCAUGUCCCCGAAUCCUGGGAGGAUGUGUACGACGAGGACAUCAAGUCUACUGCAAGUAUGUCGUUGCCCAAAACGCUCGGCCAGGGCCCUCGGUUCCAGAAAUUGCGCUUUCUAUCGCUCGCACACCCGAAGCCAGGGGCUGCGAAUUGGAACUCACUUAUCACGCUCCUUUCGCGGCUUUCAACCAUAACACAUCUUUCUCUCGCGCACUGGCCGGUCCCCACUGUGACUCCAAAUGCUACCCACGCGCGGAUCCGCCACCCCAAUCAUAGGUCGCUAACGUUCUCCUACAGCGGGACCGACAGCUACGCGUCCAGCGAGAACAACUGGGCCGAAGCGGCUGGUAUCCUGCGCAGACUGUCCCGAGUGACGUACUGCCUUAAGUGGCUUGAUCUCGAAGGCUGCAGUAGCUGGAUCCCCGCUCUAAACUGGGAAGGUGUUGGACCAGAUGGCGAGCCCUACGCCACCGGUCCUGAAUGGAACGGGUCGUGGCGUGAUAUCGACUUUGUUCGUCUGGGGCCGGGAUGGCUUCCUCAUAUCGACGAUAGUGAGCUGCCGCUUGUGUCUGGUAAUGUGGCGGGGCAUGCUCAUGGGACGGGCUCUUCCGUCGCUGUGGCGUCGUCGUCUUCCCCAGCGCGUGGUCUCUCUGCAUCCAUCCAUGCUCCAUCCAUCCAGGGUGAUCCGGGGCGUCGUACGCCGUCGGGUAGUGAAGACCUCGCAUGGGAUGUGGAGGUGGAGCGGAUCCAGUAUAGACGACGCAAGGAAGUAGAACUCUUCAAGAACGCGGUUCAAGGUGCAAAAGAAGUUCAGCAACGGGUCUUCCGUGUACGGAGAGACGGCCAGGGGAAAUGGGCGCGUUUCUCCUUCGGCUUGGAGGGUCUAGACGAGGAUGUUCUUAAACAGUUGCUGGGGCCGGAAUAUUGGCGACUUCUCCCGUGA
This is a messenger RNA of Aspergillus terreus NIH2624, 2655 nucleotides long. RefSeq lists its product as uncharacterized. The coding region runs from base 1 to 2655 and encodes 884 amino acids. The transcript is spliced from 3 exons. Gene Ontology annotation, cellular component: mitochondrial membrane. Gene Ontology annotation, molecular function: 1-acylglycerophosphocholine O-acyltransferase activity. Gene Ontology annotation, biological process: cardiolipin acyl-chain remodeling; inner mitochondrial membrane organization. Lineage: Eukaryota; Fungi; Ascomycota; Eurotiomycetes; Eurotiales; Aspergillaceae. The record is from RefSeq and is a predicted model, not a curated record.